Paramuricea clavata is the source of this 11459-nucleotide messenger RNA. The record is from the annotation of a GenBank genome assembly. Lineage: Eukaryota; Metazoa; Cnidaria; Anthozoa; Malacalcyonacea; Plexauridae.
AUGGUGGAUCAGAACCAAGGUAAAAGAAAAUGGUUCUAAUUAUAAGGAUCGAAUGAAGAAGAUAGUAUAAUAGACGGUUAUAGUUACAGUUAGGAAUUUAGCACUGCGCACUUUUAUACUGAAGUAAACUGCCUAGAUAUACUAUUGUCAGAUCUGACAUAUAUGAAGGCUUUUUCGUAUCAGGUAUGGUGAACCAUAAUCAAAGUUGAUAAGAUAUGAGUAAAAUAGAUGGGUGUAAAACAGUAGGCAUGCAUAACGGAGAAUGUAUCAUUGAAGUCAGGAAUUUAGCACUGUGCUUUGUACUAUUAUACUGAGCCGUAAACUGCCAAGGUACACUUUUAUAAAAUGUAACAUAUAAAGAUUUUUCGUAUCGUAUGGUGAACCAUAAUCAAUUGACAAAGUUGAUGAGAUAUGGCGGUAAAAUAGAUAGGAGUAAAACAGUGGGAUAAAGGAUUAUGUAUCAUUGAAGUCAGGAAUUUAGCUCUGUAUCUUGCCCUUUUACACCGAAGCAAACUGUCAAACAAUUGAAAUAUCUAAAAUGUGAACGCGUUGACGUGUAAGUGACGAAAAUAAAGGUAUGUGAGACCAGUUGGGAAUAACUGAGAUUCGAAUACACAAUUUUGUACGCAAUACUAUUCGUUCCCUUACCCGCUAGCCUACAAUUAAUUUGGUUAUGCUCAUUCUACCAUACAAAAACAUAAUUAGACUGUUGUAUCAAAGAUAUCAGUUCGAUACACAUACUCUGAAUGUUUAUAAAAUGUAAUUCCUCAAGCUAUAAUUAGCAGAACAGUUUACUGUUAAAUAUAUUGAAAACAUUGAAAUACCUAAACAGUGCAACUGUUUCAAUACAAAUGAUCUCUAAUAUUAUAACUGUAUACAAAAUUUUUCUUUGUCUUUAAAUUUAUGCUAUAUAUACUGCAGUACUCGAAACUACUCGAAAGGUAAAAUGGUUUCCCCUCUAGACUCAAAGUCCGCCAGGUUUACUAGAUUAGUCAAUAGUCAUGGUAGGAAUGUAAGACACAACAUAAAAGUAGAUUUAUGAGCUUAAGAUGUGACCAUUACACACGAUAACAAACCAAGAUGAUACGUGUUCACGGCAUUGCCGCAAGGCUUGAUAUGAGCAAUACGUCAUUAGCGUGUAUAAAUUGUGGAAACAUUGAGUAUUUUAAUUAAAUACAAUACAAUAGUUACUCCGAAAACGGUAAACAUUUUGAAUAAACGCUUUUCAAAAUGUUUACCGUUUUUAGAGUUACCAUUGUAUUGAAUUUAGUGUAUAUUCUCCAUAAAUAAUUUCCGAUGUGUUAUGAAAAUUUCAAUACACAUGUCGUUUAAAUAUGGCGGAACAUUCAGUAAGGCGUAGCAAUAGCAUACGUCAUAGGCCACGUCCAUACUAACUCGUUUUCGUAGAGUUUUCGUCUUGUUCUCCGUUCACAUGACAAGAGAAUUGAGAACAAUGGUGGAAUUACUUGAACCAAUACGAAAACGCUACGAAAACGGAUUAAUGUGGACGUGGCCAUAGACUGUAGCUCGAUUUCUCGGAGAGCGAUCACGCAGGCAAGCAUAGCAACUGGUCAUUAGAUAUUCAUUUUCUUCCAAUUUCAGGCUAUUAGCAUACCAUUCUCAAUUGUCAUGAGUGGCCUCGCCACUAGAUGUUCAAAAAGCGUUACGCGGCAGCAGGCUUUUUCACAUUGGUUUGUCGUGUGGUCUGCCACCGCAAAUGUAUCGGUGCCUUUCAACUAGACCUAACCCUAACUAAUGUCUCGAAGGGUGGGAGGGUGGGAAUUACCACACUUGCGGCGAAAGAUGCUAUAUCGCGAGGCGCAUGCCCAUAUAAGGACAUAGGACCUCCAAGACUACUCCAUAUAAUGAAAAGAAUUGACAUUAUUUUCUCCCUCUGAUAACUGCAGGUUGACCAUCAUCUGCUGCACGAUACUGCUUAGUCUAACUCGUAACUAUUAUCCAUUUACAUUCCUAACCAUCCUUCAUUUCAGCGGCUACAAUAGCCACGAGUGUCCUACUUUCAAUAUGUGUGAUCCUAAUCAUCCUACUAGUGUACGCGCUCCGAGCUUACAGACGAAUAUCAGAACCCCGCUCCCCCCGGGAUACCAUAAAACAACCGAACUUUCCUCCGUUUAGUCCUGUCCACAAAUCCGUUCAACCAUUGUCAUCCAACAAAGGCCUAGAGGGUAAAUAUGAAUCAACAGAAAAACAUAGCUAUUCAAGAAAAUCUGGAAGAUGGUCUUUAGAUACAACACAAUAUGUGCCGAAUAUGGAUGAAUUCUAUCACAGUAACAUUUCAAGAUCAGUUACAAACUCACCAUCAAAACACCCAGAAUCUAACUUAGACUCUCCAAAACAUGGAUCAUUAAUGAAACAUAAAUUUUCAAAGUCAUCAGAAAAUUUAGAUAGGCUGGAGUCAUGUAAAAGGGAACAUCAUCAUCACUCGUUAAGCAAUUCAGUUUCAAUGGAUAAUCUCAACACUCCGUUCAGCUCUCCUCAGAUCCAAAGAAUCAAGACACAACACAAACGAACUUGGCGCAAUCGCUCUAGUCAGUCUAAAGAUCUGUCGCCACUUUUACGAGGUGUUUCCGAACUUCAUUCGAGAGGACACGGUGGUUCAGCGACUUCAUCAUCUUCGGAAAGUCUGGAUGUAUGUCAAAGUGAUGAGAAAAGUCACAUGGUAGGUUUUGAAAUAAAUAAAUAAAUAAACGAAUUCUGUGCAACAUCAGAUCACUUUAAACAACACUUCUGCAAGGUCUAACAAAGAUUAAUUCAGCAGUAAGUUUUGUUCAACAUCAGAUCAGUUUAGCCCAUUGCCCACGUGGAAGAACAUAUUAGUACUACCUCUGCAUGAUUUAACCAAUUCAGUCAACUGAGAGCGAAGACAUGAGAAACUUAACUCUACUCAUCACUACUGCCACGAGGAGGACACGUCCCCCCCAGUUCUCUUCAAGGUCAAUUUUCUAAUUUGUCCAAAUCCGGUGAGAAAAAUGUGGGGGGGGGGGGGUACGUUUGUGAAAAAUCAUGUGUUUUGUUUACUCUAUAAUCUUACCCUCAGAAUGCAGGAAAUCGUAUGUCAGGGACUCUAGAUUUCAAAAUUUUCCUGGGGAGCAUGCCUUCGGACCCCCUUAGAGGUCUCUUCCGCCUUUUAAUCCCCUGCUUUUAAUACCGUGGCGCCGCCACUGCUGUGUAUGAUGCAGUUUAUUGGAGAAUAGAACAAGCUCUGCAUGAGCUAACUACGCAUGCUGGACACAGCAGAGAGUUCUGCACAGUACAAUAGAUAAGCACACAGGUGUCACCCUUGCAUGAUUAAUGAAGUGUUUCUCUUAAUUGAGGAUGAUUCAGAGUUAAGUGAGCGUCCACCAAUGGGAGAAAUCUUGGUCUCUUUAUUCCACAACCCUUCAGAAGGAAAGUUGACGAUCACAAUCAAAAGUGCUGAAGGUCUUCAAGGAAUUUCGAAGACAGGAAAAAUUAGUAUGUUUUUGUUUGUAUUUUAAACAUUUUUGUCAAGAAAAAAUGGUGGAUGCUUUGCUGUUUUUGCUGUUGUUGUUGUUGUUGUUGUUGUUGUUGUUGUUGUUACUGUUGCUGUUGCUGUUGUUGCUGUUGCUGUUGCUGUUGUUGUUGUUGUUGUUGUUGUUGUUGUUGUUGUUGUUGGUGUUGGUGUUGUUGUUGUUGUUGUUGUUGUUGUUGUUGUUGUUGUUGUUGUUGUUGUUGUUGUUGUUAUGAUGAUGAUGAAGAUGACAAUGAUGAUGGUUGCUGUUGCUGUUGUUGUUGUUGUUGUUGUUGUUGUUGUUGUUGUUGUUGUUAUUGUUGUUGUGAUGAUGAUGAUGAUGAAGAUAACAAUGAUGAUGGUUGUUGUUGUUGUUGUUGUUGUUGCCAUGUAUGGUAACGUUAAGCAUUUCAUUUCUUUUCCAGAUCCUUUCAUAAAAAUCAGAGUUUACGAUGGAGGUGAACGAAAAUACAGCAAGAGAACAACGAUCAAACGUGACACAACUUCGCCAAAUUUCGAAGAAUCAUUCGACUUUGUUGUAACGAGAAACAAAAUGCCUGAAACAAGUGUUAUUUUACGAUUAUAUCACCAUGGCCACUGUGCUGGUGUCCUAAGUAAAGAUAUUCUACUUGGGGUUGUAUUUUUGGGCUAUCAGUUCGAGUUAGUUGGGCCAAAUCCAUUUUUGUUAGACGAUGGUGCAAGACACUGGGCUAGUAUUAUAGAGAAACCUCAUUUAACUAUUGAAGAAUGGCAUCCCAUCCAAGCAUGUUCUAGUUCAGGGAAAUAAAUGUGAUAUUGGGAAUAAUUUUAGAAUUAUAAACGUGAUAUUGGGAAUAAUUUUAGAAUUGUUAUGCGUCUAUUGAGCUAACAUAUUUUGAUGAAUUUGUAUUUUUAUCAUUACUAAAUCCUUACUGUAGAGAAAUAUAUUCAACAAUAGCUGGUCUUAGCACGAUGUAAAUCUAAUGAUUAAAUAAUUAGAAAACAGUUUGAGAUCGGGUCGCUUUCACUAGUUUCGCACAAUAAGAGGACAAGUUAAGUUCUCAAUUGGGGAGGCCAUAUGUUGACAAUCUGUGCCUAAACACGUGGUAAAAUGAGCCGUCUUUCUUUGACUUGAAAUCACUAAAACAGAACUCAUUCCGUUGCUCUAAAAAACUAAACAAACUGUCUAGAACAAUCUACUUGAAGUUUUCAACUAGCCACAUGAUCGAGUAGCCAUAUGUACAUGAUCAAAAAUGACCGGCAUGCACUUCCAGCUGCGUUAUUUUUACAUACAAUUGCCGGAGAUGGAAAUGUUGUGAGGCGGCCAGGAAGCACAGGUUGGCUUCUCUACAUUGCUUUAUCACAAUGGUGCCUGUAUGAAAUAUCCUUUUAUGAGCAUAUCAGUAUAUGAAUAUUAUAUGAAUAUUAUAUGAUUUCAAUAUAUAGGAAGAAACGACUUCCGGGAAAUGCGAAACUGUGAUUGGCCAAAAUGCUCCUUCACCGGAUAAUGCCUUUACAUGGUCACUAGCCCAUGGCAUAGCAGAAACUGCUUGUAAUUCAACAAUCCAGUUAACUGAGAAAAAUACAGUGAGGGCCUGUGAGGAGAGACUACAGAUCACAGCCUGCAUAGAUAUGCGCCAGCCUAAGUGAGCGAAGAGAGUCAUUAAUGCAUUGUCAACAUGGAGGUACUUGUAAAUUAAAAUUAAUGCGAAGUACUUCUAAAUUAAAAUUAAUGCGAAGUACUUCUCGAUUUCCUUUCUCUGCCGUUCCCUUUUCUUCCAAAGAACUAAAGAAGCCGAAAUCCAGCCCAGCGAAUGACGAAAUCACUCUUCCGCCAACACACUUCAGAGCACAAACCGCACACCGAUAAAAUCUAAUCCCAUUUUCCAAGAGCAAAUAUCGAAGAAUCCCAAUUCACAUUUCGCAAUCCAAAGCCCAAACACAAUCAUCAAUCCAAUGUUUUUUCGCUAGUCGUGAAAUAAACUGGCAUAAAGUGAGUUAAUCUCCACCGUGUUAAAUCUGUUUACGAGCUAGGAAACUCAUUGGCCUGUAACUCCGGUUUCUCUAGUGCUCAGCUAUAUCCACCAUACUUCAACAGUUUGAAGUCAAUUACUCCGCCUUGACAGGACACAGUCAUUGCAGGUUAGCUGAGCUCUCAGCAUAACGCUGUUAUAAAAAGAAGCACCCUUGGAUUUCCAUCUUUUAAGAACAUGAGUCCUGUACAACAUCACGUGACUUUAGGGUCUACCUUUGCAUGAUCUAACCAUGCUUAAUUCAGCAGUGAGUUCUCCAAUUGUUUUGUUUUAUGGAAAACCACAUUCACUUAUUUGGCAGGCUUUCGAAUUCGUAUGACGUAUCCCCUCGAUCGUGGAGUGAUGAAGAUCGGUCCUGGCUUACGGAUCGAAAGCUUUUCAAUGUAGUCAUAAUUUUAACACAGAAAUUUACAUAAAUCGUCGGUUAAAAUUUGCUUUCUUUGCCUAAUGCACAAUAUACUCAAUUACAAUUUAUUUAAAAAAAACGAUCUUGCAGCAAAAUAAGAGGCUGAAUUACAACGGUUAAAUUUUACAAAAGAAAAGUUUAAGUUAAUUAUACUAUCUAUUACUCGGACUAAAAAUACUAAACAUAAUAAAAAUAAUUGUAACUUUAAGUUAAUGGGACUGUCUAUUUCAAUUAAUAAUACUAUCUAUUAAUGUAUUUAAGAAUAUAUAAUUACAGUUAAAAUUAACAGUUAUUUUCGAAAUAUAUAAAAUCCUCAGUGACUAUUGCUUUCAUUAUUAGAACUAGCAGCAAUUAAAAAGACUUUUUAAAUCGUUCAGUCUUGCAUUUAGGAAUUAUAAAAGUUCUCGAAGUUCUCAACCAUCAGUGGCUUUGGCAACAUUGUGGACUAUGCUAAUAAGAGCUUCCGUGGUAGAUGAUUUCGGCACCGUUCCACAUUGGUUAGGAUCCACCACUUUGAGAAUCGCCGGUUUAAUGAACUGUUCAACUACCACUUCCUCGGCUAGUUUUGAGACUAUUGGUGUUAACGAAACGGGCCUUAAAUCCUUGUUUACAGUUCGUACAGGCUUCUGUUUUGGAAUGGGAAUUACAUCUGCCAACUUCCAAGCAGCGGGUAAACGAUUUUCGAGAUAAGAAGAAUUGAGAAUCUUGCACACGGGACUUGCUAGUACAUCGGUAUUCUCUUUGAGAAGCCAACCAGGAAUAGUGUCUGGGCCAUGAGCCUUCGUGGUACUAUACUGGAUAAUUUCUCAAAAAUAUACGAUUCUGUGGUGGUAAUUGUAGAUGGUAAUUGGUUACUAGUGCCGGACACGUUUAAGGCUUGGGAGUGGUCAGAAUUUAGAGUUUGGAACGUGUUCAUUGGUUCUAGGAAGGUUUGAUUUAUGGUAUCCACCAAGUGUGAAAGAGAUGCGUUGCCUUCGUUGGUUUCAUUAGUUUCAUCACCAGUGGAUGACAGGCUUUGAAGAUGUCGGAGAUCAUACUUGUGGUUGACUGGAUCCAUUCCACACAGGUACUUAACAGAUUUCCACCACUGUUUGGGAUCAGAGACUUUAAGUUGACUGACUUUUGAGUCAUAGUAUUUACUCCGGCAUUGUUUUCGUUCCCUAUUGACGCGGUUACGAAGACUUUUAAAUAACUGGUCAUGUCCUAUCGCUAAUGCUUUUUGACGUUGCUGAAUUAAGGAUUUCAAAUGUUGGGUCAUCCAUGGUGGGUCAUCGAGCCGUUUCUUUAUAAUUCUUGUGGGAAGGAGAAUGUCCAUCCCAAACCGAAUAAUUGAUUCAAAGGCAGACCAUUUUUCGUCACAUGACGAAAGGGAAUCAAGGAUUGACCAGUCAAAUUCAGUAAUGAAGGCGCAGAUAGCUGCUUUGUUUCUCGGGUGUUGAGUGCGAACUUGAGAAAUAUCAUAUUUUGUUCUUCCUGCGACCUUGUGUUUAGGGGUCGAAAGGAUAGUAAAAUGGUCGGAGAGACCAAAAGGUGGAAGUUUAACUGGCAGUAGGUAAAAGUGACCGUGUCGCGCUUUUUGUGUAAAACUCAAUGACUAAUCUCCCGAUUAUGUAAAUAAUGACGUUAGAACAUGAAAAAACAUGAACAAACCAGGAUAUACUCAUAUGCAAUCAGAAGUGUGUCCUUAUUUCUGUCAACGAACUGAUCAAAUAUACUCUUCAAAUAUCUGACAUGUAGACGCCGAGCUUUGUGUUAUGGUGGAUCAGAACCAAGGUAAGAGAAAAUGGUUCUAAUUAUAAGGAUCGAAUGAAGAAGAUAGUAUAACUUAUAAAAUAGAUAGAGUAAAACAGUAGGAUAAAGGAGAAUGUAUCAUUGAAGUCAGGAAUUUAGCACUGCGAUUUGUACUAUUGGGCUUUGUACUAUUAUACUGAGGUAAACUGCCAAGGUACACUUUUAUAAAAUCUAACAUAUAGAGCCGGAUUUUUUGUAUUGUAUGGUGAACCAUAAUCAAUUGACAAAGUUGAUGAGAUAUGGCGGUGAAAUAGCUAGGAGUAAAACAGUGGAAUAAAGGAUUAUGUAUCAUGAGGUCAGGAAUUUUGCUCUGCAUCUUGCCCUUUUACACCGAGGCAAACUGUCGAACAAUUGAAAUAUCUAAAAUGUGACUACGCGUUUAUGGCGUCAUAUCACCGCCAAUAUUCAUGUAUAUCAUGCUUUCGACAUUGUAAAAUAGUACAUUCAGCACCUACGUGCUUUCGACAUUGAAGAUAAAUCUGACAUUGAACAUGGAGAACAUUCAACAUAUUUUCGACAUUGAGUAAAACUGGACAUUCAGCACCUAUACGUGCUUUCGACAUUGAAGAUAAAUCUGACAUUGAACAUGCAGAACAUUCAACAUAUUUUGAACGUUGAAGUUGCGCUGGGUGCUAAAUUCGCGGCAUGUUCAAUGUCCGGUUUAACUUAAAUGUCAGAAACACAUGGGUGUUCAAUGUCAGAUUUAACUUCAAUGUCGAAAGCACGUAGGGGUUGAAUGUUCUGCAUGUUCGAUGUCCAGUUUAACUUCAAUGUCAGAAACACAUGGGUGUUCAAUGUCAGAUUUAACUUCAAUGUCGAUCGCAUGUGGUUCCACGCGCCACUCAAAAUUUCCCAGCCAGUGCCUUCGCUGAAAUGUCAUAGCAAAAGAUAGGGAAAACGCCGUUCGAAAGGUGAAAAUCGCUUUUUAAAAAAAUGAGAUACCCAUGGAAAUUUUGUUCAAUAAAUUAUUGUAGAAUAACGGUAAGCGAUCACUUUUAUUGAUUUCUUUUUAUUAAAAGUGUUAACAUAACAUUUUAUUUUGCAAAAGUUUGUUUUUUUCCCUAUCUACUCCUUAUUAAAAUCGUGAAAUGCACUGGCUGGGAAUUUCAGAUGCUCAUGUAUAAAUAACAAAGCAGCAAAUGAUAUAAAUUCCUCAAAAUAUAACUCUCGCAUAAAAAAUGAAUACUUGCGGCAAAAGAUGCCAUAUCGCGAGGCGAAUGCCCAUAUAAGGACAUAGGACCUCCAAAACUACCAUAUAGAAUGAAAAAAAUUGACAUUAUUUUCUCCCUCUGAUAACUGCAGGUUGACCAUCAUCUGCUGCACGAUGGUGCUUAGUCUAACUCGUAAUUAUUAUCCAUUUACAUCCCUAACCAUCCUUCAUUUCAGCGGCUUUAAUAGCCACCAGUGUCCUACUUUCAACAUGUGUGAUCAUAAUCAUCCUACUAGUGUACGUGCUCCGAGCUUACAGACGAAUAUCAGAACCCCGCUCCCCCCGGGAUACCAUAAAACAACCGAACUUUCCUCCGUUUAGUCCUGUCCACAAACCCGUUCAACCAUUGUCAUCCAACAAAGGCCUAGAGGGUAAAUAUGAAUCAACAGAAAAACAUAGCUAUUCAAGAGAAUCUGGAAUAUGGUCUUUAGAUCCAACACAAUAUGUGCCGAAUAUGGAUGAAUUCUAUCACAGUAACAUUCCAAGCUCAGUUACAAACUCGCCAUCAAAACACCCAGAAUCUAACCUAGACUCUCCAAAACACGGAUCAUUAAUGAAACAUAAAUUUUCAAAGUCAUCAGAAAAUUUAGAUAUGUUGGAGUCAUGUAAAAGAGAACAUCAUCAGCACCCGUUAACCAAUUCAGUUUCAAUGGAUAAUCUCAACACUCCGUCCAGCUCUCCUCAGAUCCAAAGAAUCGAGAAACAACACAAACGAACUUGGCGCAAUCGCUACAGUCAAUCUACAGAUCUGUCGCCACUUUUACGAGGUGUUUCCGAACUUCAUUCGAGAGGACACGGUGGUUCAGCGACUUCAUCAUCUUUGGAAAGUCUGGAUGUAUGUCAAAGUGAUGAAAAAAGUCACAUGGUAGGUUUUGAAAUAAGUAAAUAAACAAAUUCUGUGCAACAUCAGAUCACUUUAAACUAGCUCACAUUCACUACUUCUGCAAGGUCUAACAAAGAUUAAUUCAGCAGUAAGUUCUGUUCAACAUCAGAUCAGUUUAGGAUUGCCUACGUAGAAGAACAUGUUAGUACUACCUCUGCAUGAUUUAACCAAUUCAGUCAACUGAGAGCGAAGACAUGAGAAACUUAACUCUAUUCAUCACUACUGCCACGGGGAGGACCCGUCUCCCCCAGUUCUCUUCAAGGUCAAUUUUUCUAAUUUGUCCAAAUCGGGUGAGAAAAAUGAGGGGGGUACGUUUGUGAAAAAUCAUGUGUUUUGUUUACUCUAUAAUCUUACCCUCAGAAUGCAGGAAAUCGUAUGUCAGGGACUCUAGAUUUCAAAAUUUUCCGGGUGAGCCAUGCCUCCGGACCCCCUUAGAGGUGUCUUCCGCCUUUUAAUCCCCUGCUUUUAAUACCGUGGCGCCGCCACUGAUGUGUAUGAUGCAGUUUAUUGGAGAAUAGAACAAGCUCUGUAUGAGCUAACCACUCAUGCUGGACACAGCAGAGAGUUCUGCACAGUACAAUAGAUAAGCACACAGGUGUCACCCUUGCAUGAUUAAUGAACUGUUUCUCUUAAUUCAGGAUGAUUCAGAGUUAAGUGAGUGUCCACCAAUGGGAGAAAUCUUGGUCUCUUUAUUCCACAACCCUUCAGAAGGAAAGUUGACGAUCACAAUCAAAAGUGCUGAAGGUCUUCAAGGAAUUUCGAAGACAGGAAAAAUUAGUAUGUUUUUGUUUGUAUUUUGAACAUUUUUGUUAAGAAAAAAAUGGUGGAUGCUUUGCUGUUUUUGCUGUUGUUGUUGUUGUUGUUGUUGUUGUUGUUGUUGUUGUUGUUGUUGUUGUUGUUGUUGUUGUUGUUGUGGUGGUGGUGGUGGUGAUGAUGAAAAUGACAAUGAUGAUGGUUGUUGUUGCUGUUGUUGUUGUUGUUGUUGUUGUUGUUGUUGUUGUUGUUGUUGUUGUUGUUGUUGUUGUUGUUGUUGUUGUUGUUGUUGUUGUUGUGAUGAAGAUGAUGAAGAUGACAAUGAUGAUGGCUGUUGUUGUUGUUGUUGCCAUGUAUGGUAACGUUAAGCAUUUCAUUUCCUUUCCAGAUCCUUUCAUAAAAAUCAGAGUUUACGAUGGAGGUGAACGAAAAUACAGCAAGAGAACAACGAUCAAACAUGCCACAACUUCGCCAAAAUUUGACGAAUCAUUCGACUUUGUUGUCACGAGAAAUAAAAUGCCUGAAACAAGUGUUAUUUUACGAUUAUAUCACCAUGGCCACCGUGCUGGUGUCCUAAGUAAAGAUAUUCUACUUGGGGUUGUAUUUUUGGGCUAUCAGUUCGAGUUAGUUGGGCCAAAUCCAUUUUUGUUAGACGAUGGUGCAAGACACUGGGCUAGUAUUAUAGAGAAACCUCAUUUAACUAUUGAAGAAUGGCAUCCCAUCCAAGCAUGUUCUAGUUCAGAGAAAUAAAUGUGAUAUUGGGAAUAAUUUUAGAAUUGUUGUGCAUCUAUUGAGCUAACAUAUUUUGAUGAAUUUGUAUUUUUAUCAUUACUAGAUCCUUACUGUAGAAAUCCAUUCAACAAUAGCUGGUCUUAGCACGAUGUAAAUCUAAUGAUUAAAUAAUUACAAAACGG